GACAGUCGUGACGUCCAAUACCAAUAAAAAUAGAUGACGUAUGACGUUGAAAAAAUAUUCCCCAAUCGUCAAAUGUUGAUGCGGCUCUAGCAGUGUCUUUUUUACAAUAAAUAAUAGUGCUGUUUGUCCUGCAGCGCAUAUACACAUAAAAUGCAGAGCUUAAUGUGUAUAGGAACGUUUAGGUUUAAUUGUUUUCUAUUUAUUUUGGUAGCUGUAGUUUUCAAUAAUCCUACAGAUAGUGGGGCUGUACAACUAACCCAGCAAAACAUAGAUAUGACCUUAGCUUCGAAUGAGCUAGUAUUUAUAAACUUCUAUGCGGACUGGUGCCGAUUCAGCAACAUGUUGAUGCCCAUCUAUGAUGAGGCAGCUGAAGAAGUUGCAAAGGACUUUCCAGAAGCUGGAAAAGUUGUUAUGGGAAAGGUGGACUGUGAAAAAGAAUCAUCAGUUGCCUCUAGGUUCCAUAUCACCAAGUAUCCCACCUUGAAGGUGAUAAGAAAUGGUCUACCAGUAAAAAAAGAGUACCGAGGGCAAAGAUCAGUGGAGGCUUUCAAAAAAUUUAUUAAGGAUCAGUUAGAGGAUCCUGUGAAGGAAUUCAAGCAGCUCAAAGAAUUGGGCGAGCUAGAAACUAACAAGAGAAUCAUUAUAGGUUAUUUUGAUCGACGAGAUCAGCCAGAAUACAGUAUUUUCCGACGUGUAGCUACAAAUAUGAAAGAUGAAUGUCAGUUUCACGUGGGAUUUGAAGAUGCUUCUAGGCAAAUGCAUCCUCCUGGACAACCUAUUGUGGUGUUCAGGCCAGAUAAAGAACGUUCCAACGACUUGGAUGAAACCUAUCCAGGAAGCUUGACGAGUUUUGACGAACUUCACAUCUGGGCAUCGCAAAAGUGCGUUCCUUUAGUCAGAGAAAUAACGUUCGAGAACGCUGAAGAGUUAACGGAGGAGGGGCUGCCGUUCCUGAUUUUGUUUCAUACGCCAGAAGAUAAGGCGAGCGUUAAGAGGUACAAUGAGAUUGUGCAAACGGAGCUGAUUAGCGAAAAACAAAACAUCAACUUCUUGACGGCUGACGGAGAGAAGUUUUCACAUCCAUUGCACCACUUAGGAAAAAGCUCCAAAGAUCUGCCUUUGAUCGCAAUCGACAGUUUCAGGCAUAUGUACAUGUUUCCCGAUUACAAGGACAUAGAAAACCCUGGCAAACUGAAAAGCUUCAUCCAAGACUUGUACUCUGGCAAGCUGCACAGGGAGUUCCAUUAUGGUCCAGCUUCCGGUUCACAGACUGAGGCCGAAAAACAACCUACGAAACCGCCAGAAAGUACUUUUAAGAAGUUGGCACCCUCGAAAAAUCGGUACACAUUAUUGAGGGAUGAGCUCUAAAAAGUAUUAUGCUAUUUGUGUAAUCUGUUACAUUGAUGAUGUAAAUGUUAUCACCAAGACCACUAAAAACAUAAAAGAAUGGUCAGCUUUGUCGGGUUAUCUGUAUUAUUGAAGACAAGAAGCAUCAUUGACAUUCGGUUUUGAAGAUUAUUUUUUCGAAAUGUUGCCCGUUUACGGGAUCAAUGUGGUCUAUUCUGAAUUUCCAAUUUCUAAUGACGCUUCCUACCGUUAUCGCGCCAUAAUGACGACUGAAGCCAAGCCCAUAGUCUUCAGAAAGUUUCGUUCUAAUAAGACGGUGCGGCACUGCUUGUAGCACGAUUUGUGCCCAUAAAACCAUGGCUUUACUAUGACAAUUUGGCGAGCGUUUUUGUGCCGAUAAAUUUUCCGCCUAGAUCAUGUAAUGUCACACCAUUAACUUUUCCCAUUGCGGGUACGUCCAUUGCCGUUUCCUCCCCUAAGAAUCCGGGCAGACCUUAAAAUCUGCAAAUAUAGCAUGAUUUUUAUAGUAGUGGUCGAGGACUAUCGAAAGUCUGCACUAUCGAUAAUUAUCGAUUGUCAGUCCUUUGACCAUCGAUUAUUAUCGAUAAUGUACGAUAGUCAUAAUAAUUAAUAACUAAGCAGUUACAUAUUAAGUUAUUUUUGAAAUAAAUUAUGUUUUAUAGGAGAUCAUAGACGUAAAAAAACUAAAUCGACCUCUUUAAAUAACAUAUUUAUUCUUGAAUUUUAAAUUACUGCUGGUACAUGGAAUAGUUCUUAAUGUUUUUGUGUAGAAAUGUUAGCUUAUCUACAUUUGCCGGCUUUAGGCGAGAUCGUCGUUCAGUGAUUAUUUGACCUGUUGUGCUGAAACAUCUUUCUGAUUCCACUGAAGUUGCCGGGAUACACAAAUAUUUGGCAGCACACUCGUCUAACGGAGAUAAUCCAUGUCCUGCGAUCUAUAAUGAUAAAUUUGUCAUAUCAUAAUAACUUUUUUUUUGUAAUUUACCUUCCAAUAUAAAAGAGGGUCCGUAUCCUGGUCAGAGUUUAUAGAUUCUAAAUACUGUCUUUUGGUGAUGAUCACGUCUGCAGUUAAGGACUUUAUCUUUAAAUCAAUCCUUUCUUGUAAAAAAGCAAAAAGUGCACACGAUGUGCCUGGUUUUUCUGUUACAGAUAUAUUUUGAUUUUGAUCCCCUGUUGUUUUUUUCUGUUCUUCCUUUUUUUUCAGUAUGGAAAUCAUGUCAGAAUCUAACAAAUUUAUGGUUGCAGAGGCAUUCGCAGGAAUGCGAAAGCCUUCUUUUUUGAAUCUAGGGUCCAACAAUGAAGCUAUUUUUGCCACGGUUCUGUUUUCAUAUGGAAAUAAUCUAAUUAUAAUUGAGUCAAUAAGCCCCUUUCUGAAUUUUCUUCCAUCGUCUGUCUCC
Messenger RNA from Acanthoscelides obtectus, 2762 nucleotides. The record is from the annotation of a GenBank genome assembly. NCBI's taxonomy places the organism in Eukaryota, Metazoa, Arthropoda, Insecta, Coleoptera, Chrysomelidae.